Messenger RNA from Daktulosphaira vitifoliae (grape phylloxera), 3640 nucleotides. RefSeq lists its product as uncharacterized. The coding region runs from base 349 to 1569 and encodes 406 amino acids. The transcript has 9 exons. Gene Ontology annotation, cellular component: nucleus. Gene Ontology annotation, molecular function: RNA binding. Lineage: Eukaryota; Metazoa; Arthropoda; Insecta; Hemiptera; Phylloxeridae. The record is from RefSeq and is a predicted model, not a curated record.
UUUAACAUCUGUCAUCGGUACAUAUUUCAACACCUACACUUUUUAUACAUAGCCAAGUGUAUUGUAAGUUUUUUACAGUGAUAUGCAUUUUAACGAGUGUAUAUCACAUUACUUGUAUUAUCAAUAGCCGCUAAAUAACAGGAGGUUAUUUUUAUAUAAGGUUUCACUAUGUCACGAUUUAGCCUUUCGCUCAUGAAAUCAUCAAUUUCGGCGUGGUCUAUAUGGUUUCUAUACGAGUAUUGUUGUUCCCUCUGAAAAUGACAUAUUGACAUGUAACCCUCAACAGAAAAGACCAGCCGUAAAGUUAAAUGACAAACGGUGUUCGAUUUCUUCAAGAUUGUUUUAAAUAUGAGUCACGUUUAUCAAACUGUAAUCGGCAAAUAUUUUAAAAACUGUUUAAAAUAUACAAAUAAAAAGUUGAAUUUUAUCAAGCGGUAUAUGAAGAUGAGCAAAGUGGGAAACCAGACUAACUCUCAAGAUCCCCAGGCUGUGAAUUCGCGGGUUUUUGUGGGAAAUCUAAACACAUUCCAAUGUAGUAAAACGGACGUGGAAAAAAUGUUUCAACGAUAUGGUCGUUUAGUGGGAAUAUCAAUGCACAAAGGAUUCGCGUUUGUUCAGUUCACUAAUCCCUUUGAUGCUCGUAGUGCUUGUGUGGGCGAAGACGCUAGAACUGUUUUAGGACAAACCCUAGACGUAAACCUAGUGGCUGAACCGAAACCGCACCAGACCGGUAGAAAAAGGCAAAACUUGUCAAAAACCGGGAAUGACUGGGAAUACUAUUAUAACAGCUAUUACGCUUCGUCCACGGCCAAUAACAACAAUAUUAGUGGGAACGGUGUGAAAUCUUCAAAACGUCAAAAGAUCAAUCAUCAAUAUGUAAUCUGUCCAUCUACUAAGGGACGCAAUACUAACAGUAGUUGUGGAAAUCAACAACAGAAUAAUACUAUGCAUGGACCUACUAUCAUUCCUGAUCAAUUAAAACUUUACAGUAACUCUGAUAUUUUAAUUUGUGGUAACUGUCGAGAAAUGUUUACCGAACUUCAAGGGCUUUUGGAUCACAAAAAAGAGUACUGUAAGCUUAGAUUCACAUGCAAGUGUAACAAUUUUUUCAAAUCUAAUGUCAACAAUAACAAUUACAAGUGGCCAGGAAAUCUGAACGAAGGCUUUGUGUCUCUUGUGUGUGUUCAAUGCAAAGAAUCAUUUGAUAGUGCUUGGGAUUUGAUGGUACACGCACAAACUACACACAUGAUGAAUGUUUAUCAGUUAACCACGAGAGAUCGUAUAACGGUGUCGCCAAAUGAAACAGAGUCAGAAAACGGAUCUAUGUGUUCAGUUGGUGCUCAAGUAAAUAUCGAUGAAGACGGAAAUGGGUCUGCAGACGAAUUACUUAAUUGUCGACAUGAAUUUAAAUCUACUGAAAAUAAUGUAUUGCAAGAUGAAUCUUCGCCCACAUUGGACUUUGAUGGAACUGACAAAAUUUUGCAAGAUUCUCAAAAUCAGUCAACUCAUAAUUCUUGUCAAACCUGCUUAGUACAACAACCUCUACAAACUCUUAUGGGUGUCCAUUGAAAUACUAUUCCUUUAAAAUAUCUCUCGUAAUAAUAUAAAUUGUUAAUUUUAUCAAUUGAAUGACUAAAAAAAAAUAAUAAAAAUGUAUCUUUUUUAAAUAUUAAUGAAAAUAAUUUGAAUCUAAUUUUUAUCGAUCUAAUACUUUACAAAACAGUUUAUUUUUUAAGAAUUGUGUAAAAAUUGUUUUUAUUAAUCGCAAUAGUUAAACUAGCUUUUAACCACAUUAUUAUAAUUUAACAUUACAUCAAAUUCUUCAUAUAAAAUAUUACAAAAUGAAUAAUUGAAAAUAUUUAAAUUCCUUCGUUUACUUAAAUUUAUCGUGAAAAUAAAUAUGAUACAUUGGAUAUACAUAGUCAAAAUUUCAAAAGAAAAUUUAAUAAUCUUUACUAGUACAAUCAAAUUUAACUUAAUAUAAAUUCUUUAAAUGGUGAUAUUCUGAGAGAAAGCUCCAUAGGAUUUUAUGGAGGGACUUCCAUAUAACCACCCUUUUAUAUGUACCAAUAUUUGAUAUAAUAUAUAUGUAUAUAUAACCUACAGAACAAAGUAUUGGCUUUCUAAUAUUUGAAGUAAUUUAUUGUUUUAAAGUUUCACUCGAGUGCACGUUUAAGUUUAUAAUAAUUUAUUUCAAAUUAUCUCAAAAAUUAACUCUAUUAAAGUAAUUAUAUUUUAAAAUAGAGUACAUUUAUCUUGAAUAAAUAAAUAAAUCUUAUAUUUAAGAUUUAAUUUAUUUAUAUUAUAUAAAUUAAUUUAAUAUUAAAAUUAUUUCACAAAUGCUAAAAGAAAUGUAUCACUUGACUUAUUUUUAAUAACAUUUGAAACAUUUUAUUCUUUGUUUAUUUAAAAGCUGCCUCCAUAAUGUAAUAAUAGCUUGUUAUUAUUGCUGAAUUUAUAUAUUUCGAAUAUUGAAAUAUAUAUUGAUUAGUUUUUAAAUGUACAUCUUUUAAUAACAACCUUUAAAAAAAUAAUAUUCUUUAGUUGAUUUAAGAACAAUUUUUAGUUUAUUUCUGUUAUUAUUUAAAUGUACGUAACAAAUUGAUGAAAAUCACAUAAAUGUUCAUGUAUAGACAUAUAAACAGCGUACAAAGUGAGUCACGAAGAUAUGACAGAUCAAAUAACUUUUGAUUAUGAUGACAUUUUUGUUGAUAAUCAAACAAAAAAUUUCGAUAGGUCGAUAACAGUUUUAGGACAAGUAUUUAUCAAGUUAAUAUUAAUUUAACACAGUGGGUAUAUAUUGCAAUCGGAGUAUACGUUACCACUACGGGUUGCAUUCACCCGUACUAUAUACCUACUAAAUAUAGUAUAUAGUAUAUAUAUAUAAACGUUCUAAAAUUAUUAUCAAAAUUUUUUCCAAGAAAAAGACUAAAAAAUAACAAUUUCAAAAUGCUAAAAAAAAUUUGUUUUUAUUAUUAGUGAUAAAUAAUAAAUAAAAAGGCAAUAAUUAUAGGGAAAAAAUGUUCAACAAAGUAAUAAUUAGAUCAAAACUUAUUGAAAAUAUUAUAUCUCUGUGGCUCAUUUUAUAUAAUUUCGAAUCAAAUUUUGAGUUAUAUUCUAAGAAUGUAAGGUUGAUAGUAAUAAGAUUGAUAUAUUGUUUUAUUAAAAGUUGUUAACAUCAACAGUUCUCUUUUGUUUAGAUUUAAGUAUAGCCAUACAUAUCAUUAAGCUUAAGUAAAAAAAAUAGCUGGAUAGGGAAUUAGAUGGUUCUUACAAGUAUUCCUUGUAAGUAUAAAUUAUUCUGAAAGAUGUAAUUAUUUAUUGUCAAAACAAGUAAUUUUUGUUAUUUUUUUCACGUCUCUUUUAUUAUUAAACAUUUGUUAAAUAUUUUUAUUAAAAAAUCGUGCGUCCAUAAGUUGGAACCAUCUAAAAUCUACCCUUGUAUUUCUAAAGAACUUAUAUUAAGUUGUAUUUUAUAUUAGUAUAAUUGAUUAAUAAUUAUUCAAUUGAGUUACAAAUAAGUAAAUACUAUAUAAUACAUUAUAGUUGUUAUUAAUUUCGAUAGAAAAUAAUUAAUUUAAGAAAUAAUAAAAUAGCUUCAAUUUUUAAUUUAAGAUUAAAUAAACAUUUUUAACUAUGA